CUGUUCCCACGGACGAAAAAUCCACAGCGUUAUUUUCCACUUCCCAGGGCAUUGACAAUAAACUUACGAGCCCAUUAUCACUCGUCGGCCGAGCGCUCGAAACGUGGAAAUUUGCUGAACGCUUUUCCGGUGUGGAGGCAGUGGGGACGGUGGGGGCGGCGCUCAGCUGCUCUCCUAUCUGUCGAGUGACACAGUGUCAGUUUCGGGACGUCAUGAGCCAGUUGGUGACUUUUUUGUGGAUCUGCGGUCUGUACAUCGGGCUGAGCUAUGUGAUGGCAAAACUCGUGUCAGCUUAUGACCCAAGGCGGCCAUCCGUCGGCCAACUGGAUCCUUUGGAGGACGAUCCUUUGUCCCGAAAGGAAAGGCACGUCGAGACAAAAUGGUGCAGGGGCUUAAGCGACCCGGCGUCUGGUCCAGCGCCGGUGGUCGUCGGCCCGAAAGAAAACACCUGGCUGCAGCAGGCAUUGCAGCACGCCACCGGAGUGCGCUUUGCCGCGUCACAGCAGGCCACGCACCUCGAUCGCUACUCAAAAUCCGUGCUGCUGUUGCAGCCUCCGGAGCUCACGAAUUUGGCAGAUUGGAAUCGCCUUUUCAUGACCUGGACCCGCGAUUUCAAGGGACCGAUUUUGGCUGUGUUUGAGUCAAAAGUGGCUGCCGAACCGAAAGGCGAGCUGCUCAGGGUGCUGCGCUUUUUGGGACAAGAUACGACUGGCGUCAAAUGCGCUUUGAGAAGUUUGGCGGCGCCUGACGCUGCUGACGUGAACGCUAGUCUGCAGAGUAGCGAGGUCAAAGACGCCUGGCUCAAACUAUUGAACGCCCUCAACGAAACUAGUCCUCAGCUGCUGUGACCAAGGUGUUCGUUCGUUCCUCCAUUCUUUGUUUGCGUGUUCGAAAGUCUGAUUAAAUAAAUUAUUGACAGUGUUAACAAUGCCUUUUCAUGAUUUGCGGUGAUAAAUAGCAG
Cloeon dipterum is the source of this 961-nucleotide messenger RNA. RefSeq lists its product as uncharacterized. The record is from RefSeq and is a predicted model, not a curated record. Bases 213 to 848 code for a protein of 211 amino acids. The transcript has 3 exons. NCBI's taxonomy places the organism in Eukaryota, Metazoa, Arthropoda, Insecta, Ephemeroptera, Baetidae.